GACCUCACCUGAAAGACAUGACUCCCAUGUGGCUCUUCCUCUUCCUGCUGUCAGCUCCCAGAUGUGUCCUGUCCCAGGUGCAGCUGCAGGAGUCGGGCCCAGGACUGGUGAAGCCCUCGCAGACCCUCUCCCUCACCUGCACUGUGUCCGGGGGCUCAGUCACCAGCAGUAGCUACUGGAACUGGAUCCGCCAGCCCCCGGGGAAAGGGUUGCAGUGGAUGGGGUACUGGUCAGGGGGCAUAAGCUACAACCCAGCCUUCCAGGGCCGCAUCUCCAUCACUGCUGACACGGCCAGGAACCAGUUCUCCCUGCAGCUGAGCUCCGUGACCACAGAGGACACGGCCGUGUAUUACUGUGUGAGACACAGUGAGGGGAA
Molecule: messenger RNA, 376 nt
Organism: Myotis brandtii (Brandt's bat)
Lineage: Eukaryota; Metazoa; Chordata; Mammalia; Chiroptera; Vespertilionidae
Product: putative V-set and immunoglobulin domain-containing-like protein IGHV4OR15-8
Exons: 2
Biological process (GO): positive regulation of B cell activation; innate immune response; defense response to bacterium
Cellular component (GO): immunoglobulin complex, circulating; blood microparticle; external side of plasma membrane
Molecular function (GO): antigen binding; immunoglobulin receptor binding
Source: RefSeq, a predicted model, not a curated record